AUGUCACAGAGAUUACAUGAUAUAAAGGAACAUAUUACAAGCAAGCUAUCGUCAAACGCCAGGAGCGAUCGUUCAGCUGAUGAUGUCGUCAUUGUGUCAGCUUAUCGCUCCCCUAUUGCAAAAGGGUUCAAAGGUUCAUAUAAGGAUGUUAAUACUGAUUACUUGUUGACGCAAUUCUUGCUCAGUUUUAUUGACAAAUUUCCCGGUUCACUGAAGGACCAUUUGGAAUUGAUUGAAGAUAUUACUUGUGGGAACGUUUUAAAUGUUGGUGCCGGUGCUACUGAACACAGGGCUGCUUGUCUUGCCGCAGGCAUCCCAUACAGCACUUCUUUCAAUGCUGUCAACAGACAAUGUUCUUCGGGAUUGACUGCUGUCAACGACAUUGCUAACAAAAUUCAAACUGGCCAAAUAGAUAUCGGACUUGCAUUAGGUGUCGAAUCAAUGUCGCAAAAUUACAAGAAUCUGAACCCAUUGGGAACCAUUUCUGAUACUCUGAAAAAUGAUCGUAAUGCUAGAAAAUGCUUGAUUCCAAUGGGUAUCACUAACGAAAAUGUGGCAGCAAAUUUCAGUAUUGAUAGAGCAAACCAAGAUAAAUUUGCUGCUUCUUCAUAUAACAAGGCACAACAUGCUAUCGAAGCUGGCCUCUUUAAUGAUGAAAUUUUGCCAAUGAAAUUACCCGAUGGAACUGCUGUCACUAAAGAUGAAGGCCCCAGACCGAAUGUCACACCUGAAAGUUUGGGUAGUUUGAGGCCCGCUUUCAUCAAAGACAAAGGUACUACCACAGCUGGCAAUUCAUCCCAGGUUUCUGAUGGUGUUGCUGGUGUGCUAUUGACAAGAAGAUCGGUUGCUGAAAAUUUGAACUUACCAAUAUUGGGACGCUAUCUUGCAUUCCAAGCCGUUGGUGUUCCACCAGAGGUUAUGGGAGUUGGACCAGCUUAUGCCAUUCCAAAAGUACUCUCAAAAGUCAAUCUAAGCAUUGCAGAUAUAGACAUUUUUGAAAUCAAUGAAGCCUUUGCUGCCCAAUGUCUCUAUUGCUGUAAUAAAUUAAACAUUGAUUUAAAUAAAGUCAAUCCCAAGGGCGGUGCCAUUGCUUUGGGACAUCCACUUGGUUGUACAGGAGCAAGACAGGUUGCUACCAUUUUUAACGAGCUGAAAAGGGACCAAAUAGGUGUAGUCAGCAUGUGUAUUGGAACCGGCAUGGGUGCAGCUGCAGUCUUCGUCAAAGAGUAA
This is a messenger RNA of Kazachstania africana CBS 2517, 1230 nucleotides long. It is a transcript of the gene POT1, whose product is annotated as acetyl-CoA C-acyltransferase. Gene Ontology annotation, biological process: phenylacetate catabolic process; fatty acid beta-oxidation. Gene Ontology annotation, cellular component: peroxisome. Lineage: Eukaryota; Fungi; Ascomycota; Saccharomycetes; Saccharomycetales; Saccharomycetaceae. Bases 1 to 1230 code for a protein of 409 amino acids. The record is from RefSeq and is a predicted model, not a curated record. The transcript has a single exon. Gene Ontology annotation, molecular function: acetyl-CoA C-acyltransferase activity.